AUGGUAACUUGUUCAGUCGUAAAGACCUGUUUAGCCGAGGGUUCCACCUUAUGUAACCCCACUUCGCAGAAGUGCCCUCCAUGCGUUUAUGCGCUCGCAGGUGGUGACUACUCGUGCUAUACUCGAGACAAGAAGGGAGACUGCCCCUUUGCGGAGACUUUUGCUGAAUGUGAUAAGUCGACCUCAACUUCUAACAAGAGCGCAUCCGAUAGCAAUAGUGAUAAGACACCGGAGGAGACGAAGGACAAGUCUAAGGAGGUAUCAGUGACGACUGAUAGCGUUACAGCGCCAGAGAUGCCGACUUCCGACACGGACUCUACAAUCGAUGAAGCUAGAUCGAACGAUAUCAACUCUGACACAACUUCGUCUUUGCCUACGGCCACUUCUCCGACAUUAGAUGAUUCAAAACCGACCCAACCACCAAUUAAACCACCCAGUGACGUGUCCGAAAGUAGUUCCGUACCAAUUCCGAUAGCCAACACUGACGACACGUCCAGUUCGCUAUCAACAACCAACUUGGCUCUAAUUAUUGCCGCAGUGGUGCUUGCGUUAAUCUUGAUUGCGUUCAUAGCUCGUCGAAUGACGAAAAAGAAGAAAAUGGCCCAUAAGCUGGAGAAUACAGCGUCAACACAAGGUAGCCAACGGUCCAACAGGACACAUACUUCAGGAGUCUCUUCCGAAAACAUCUACUCGACCUACGGCUAUACGAGUGGAGCUACCAAGGAUAAUGGCAUCACGAUGCUGUCUGACUCACAAGCUAGCAGCACCUACGGUCCCGACUACAACGACCAACUAAGCCACAUUGGGGCGUCUCCAAGGUCAAUGGCUGACUUUUCCAAUUACGAUGGAGAUUCUCUGUAUUCUGAGGAUUCGCAGUAUUUCAGUGUGAGCACAGGGCCUCAAAAUCUCUACGCAAACAACAAACUGCCUCUUCCAUUAACGAAAGCAGGACAGAGCUUCGUGGACGUGACGGCACCUUUGAGAAACAACAGGCCUCUAGAGCUUGACUCGAUGCACACAGAACUUCCUUUAACGGUGAGUCAGCUGAUGCCUACAGCUGUUGGCGGCAAAUGUCGAAACAAAGCAUAUGCUGUUCGACAAAAACCUGGAUCGAUUCAAUACGGGCACGUGCAGCCUACAGCGUACGAUUCUGCUAUGCCUCAAAGCCACAGACAACCCCAAAUUUUUGGUCUGUCUACAGCUAGUAGUAUGAGGAGCGACUACGAUAUCGUUGAUCCCCUCACAAUGCGUGACGCUGAGGCACGCAACACCGAGAUUUUGGCAGAGGAGAAUUUUUUCCCCAAGUUUUCUUUCGAGUCAGAAGCCGACAUGGACGACGAAUCCUCAUCCGACGGGGAGAACAGCGGCGACGAACGGGUGCAAGGUAUGGCAGAGCACAUGAUUUAA
Peronospora belbahrii is the source of this 1407-nucleotide messenger RNA. The record is from the annotation of a GenBank genome assembly. Lineage: Eukaryota; Oomycota; Peronosporomycetes; Peronosporales; Peronosporaceae.